Molecule: messenger RNA, 1112 nt
Organism: Esox lucius (northern pike)
Lineage: Eukaryota; Metazoa; Chordata; Actinopteri; Esociformes; Esocidae
Gene: ppdpfb
Product: pancreatic progenitor cell differentiation and proliferation factor b
Exons: 5
Coding region: 197-550 (117 amino acids)
Biological process (GO): cell differentiation; multicellular organism development
Source: RefSeq, a predicted model, not a curated record
UGCUAGAAAUUUACUGCAGACAUUUUUGCAGGACGUUGGAGGGUUAUAUUUACCCAAAACUUAUUUUCAAAUGGGCCCCGUCGCCUAGCGUUUACUCCCCGAGCCUCGCCGAUUAAGUUGGGUGCUAUUAAACAUCAGCACGUCUGGGUAAAAAAAAGGGUUUCCAUCUCACUCAAGAUUUAACAAGCUCGAAAGAAUGGCAGCGAUCAACGCUGGCGGUUCUCUUGUUGCUACCCAUGACUACUAUCGAAGGCGUAUUGGCUCCACGUCCAGCAGUAGCAGCUCCUGUGGUAGUUCCGAAUUCAGUGGAGAGGUCAUUCCACACCAUCCAGGUCUGCCCAAACAAGACGCCGGGCACUGGUGGUCCAGUUUCUUCUUCGGGAAGCCGAACCAGCCGGGAAUGACCACUCUGACUGAGGAGGCCCAGCAGAAGGCGGCAGCUGUGGCUCUUACCAACGGCCAGGUGACCUGCGUUGCCAGGGAGAUGGUGAUGAAGAGGCAGGUCGCCGACGGUAGCAGCUCCGAGCCGGGGAGUCAAACCCCCUCCUGAGUGGGGGACCAACGCUAGGAGACGGCGGCAGCGUCCCUCCCACCCCCCCCACCCCACCUGUCCUGACCUCCACGCUAGCCCACUAUGUGGCGUGCAUGCUCGUCAUAUUGCUCCAUGCUAGGUAGUGUGCUAGCGUAGAUCUUGGGACGGAUAUCCCCUUCUCCUUAAAACCUUGUCCCAAAUGGCACCCUAUUCCCUGAUGUAGGCCAGUAUUUCUGACCUGGGCCCAUAGUGGCAUGAUCACUGUAGGGUGCAAUUUGGGAUAUUGACACUAGUGCCCUAGGCAGCGUUCAGGGCCUUUACGCCGCCAUGUGUUCCCCAACAGGCUGGUGUGGAGGCUGGGGCGGGGCUGGUUCGGUUUGUCUUAAUAUAACAGGCUGCCAAUGAAUGUUGUGUUUUUGGAUCUUGUGUUUUUUUUAUAUCUGACCAAAAUUUAAAUUGUUUUUAUUUACAUUUAAGCACUUGUUUGUAACAUCAUGGUGCAUAUACAACUUUUGUUAAAACUUUUCCACUUUGUCACCCUGUGAUUGCAGAUGUUCAAUAAAAUUAGCCUCACACAGCC